Molecule: messenger RNA, 1732 nt
Organism: Anthonomus grandis grandis
Lineage: Eukaryota; Metazoa; Arthropoda; Insecta; Coleoptera; Curculionidae
Product: beta-1,4-mannosyl-glycoprotein 4-beta-N-acetylglucosaminyltransferase
Exons: 2
Coding region: 207-1436 (409 amino acids)
Biological process (GO): protein N-linked glycosylation; N-acetylglucosamine metabolic process
Cellular component (GO): membrane
Molecular function (GO): beta-1,4-mannosylglycoprotein 4-beta-N-acetylglucosaminyltransferase activity
Source: RefSeq, a predicted model, not a curated record
UUUCUGUUUAUAUCUGACCAAAAAUGUCACACUACCGCGCCCGCACCCAAUUUUCUAUUAAAAAAAAACCGCUUUUAAGAUGUUCUAUAUAUAAAAUUUAAGUCAAAAUAACCAUAAAGGCGUUGGUCCGUCUACAAAUACUUAACAUGGAGCCUAUUGAAUCCCAGUUAAGGGUCAAAAACUCCACCUAGUUUCCUUCCUUGAAAAUGUUCUACUAUCGUUACGGGCGCAGUAAAGUAUUUUUACUAUUUCUAAUCUUAAUGCAGCUAUGCCUUAUAACUUCCUAUUACCUCCUGUACAAGUCUGAGCAUAAGGAGAAAUUAAAAAGGGUGUCUUUUUUGGCCGCCAUAAAGGGCCCGAAUAAAGUGAGGAAAAAUUACUAUACAUUGAACGAUACGGUUGUUUUAAAACGGGCACUUUCGAGAGACCACUUUACUGAUUUUAACUCGAGCAUGUGUUUUACUGAGGGCACUGACACCCGGACUAUGUUGGCCAACGGGAAUAAUUGGAAAUGUAGCUGUUUACCUGGUUGGCAUGGUCCAGACUGUGGCUAUCCAGAGGUUUACUUCCGAGCCAUGCUAGCAAAAAAGCAACCGUUAAAACUGACCGGACCCAACACGUUUCAAAGAAGACUUAUUUGCAUAUUCAGCUGCGACCAAAUUAGCGAGUCGUUGGUAGAUAUAAGACUGACAGAGCUGGGAGAUGUUGUCGAUCUAUUUAUUUUAUACGAAAGAAGCAACUAUUUUGACAGUCAAUUAAAAAAUGGGAUAUUUAGCGAGCAAUUGUUAAAAAAAAUCCUUUAUAUUCCGAAUGUUAGGGACGAUAAUGUUACUAGUAUUUGGAGGUCGGCUAAGGCCCAGCUGAGGAACCUGAGGGACAAUGAUUUCGUCGUAGUGAGUCCCACCAAUGAGAUUUUCGAUGCAACUUCACUGAAAUUCUUGAAAUUCCACAACAGUGUACCCGAAACCGUUAAUUUUAGACUUAAAUGGGUGGUGUUUGGGUUCUUCUGGAUUCACCCGGAGAAAACGAUUAUAUCAGGGGGCGCUUGCACUGUGGCCUACUUAAAAGAAUCAUUAAACGACAAUUUGGACGCGCUCGCUUUAAUUGCGACAAAAAGUUUAACUUUAGGCGACUUAAACCGCACCGGGGGGUGGUUUUGUGAGUACUGCGCCGAACCGGAGAAUAUCAUAAGGUACCUGACGCGAAACCGUGCCAAGAACGUUAUAGAUUGGGAGAAAAUCACCAGUAAAAAGAUAACGUAUAAUUUUAUUAAGGAUCUUAUCGCUUUAGGAGUGUAUUUAGAUGGCAAAACGGAACUGAGAAGGGCCCACAGGUAUUCGGAUGUCGAUUUUGCCCCCAAGAGCGUUCUGGAUCACGAUUUAAAGUUUGACCCGUUGUUGGUGAACUUUUUCGCGCAAAGUGAAUACUAUAUGUGAAUUUAAUAAUAUUGUUGAUUGGCUAGUUUUUUAUUGUUAAGUAAAUGCUUUAUCCUAAAGAAAAAGUACAAAGUUGUAAUUUUAAUUAAUUCGCCUCAAUGUAGCUACAAAAAUUGGUUAAUUAAUUAUUAGGCUCUCAAGACUGACCAUCGUAGCUUCUGUUGUGUAUUAUGUACUAUGUACAGUGUUUAGGUUAAAUUUUAAUAAAUAACGAUGCACUUUAUUAGGCCUAAUUUUAAGACACCAUUUCGUUUAUAGACUGUGAUAUUUUAAGGUAUAUAAAUUUUUUAAAGCCA